CAGAGAAAGUCUGCAAUGAAAAAUCUGAAGGCUGGCUUCCGAAGGCUGAAAGCAGAGAUGCAAGAGAUCAGUAAGGAACAACAAAGCAUCAAGGAAGGACAAAAAUAAGUGAGAGAAAAACUUGAAGACAUUGAAGCUGAAUGUGCACAACUCAGGAAGGACACGGACCUCAUGAUCAGGCAGAGUGCUGCGAACAAGCUUAAUCUGUGUCUCAUGUUCAAAAUCCUUAAGGCCCGUGAAGAAGGGGAUUUUCUUAAGGCCACCCAGCUUGCUCAAUUGCUUCGCACAAUAUUGAGCAGGCAGAAUGAGCAAAGGCAGGGAUCAAUAUAAUGGACAAAUGCGGGACAAAGGUAGGGAUCUAUAUGAUGGACAAGGAAUAAUAGUCAAUAGGAUUAAGUUGUUGUUAUUAUGUUCUAUCUAGUGAAACCAGGUGCUGUGCUGUUCUGGUUGUCGUUAAAACUCUGUGUUUUUCAUUUUAAGUUUUGCUGUGUUGAAUUGCAAACUUAAUAUAUGUUGAACUUUAUU
Rubroshorea leprosula is the source of this 525-nucleotide messenger RNA. The record is from the annotation of a GenBank genome assembly. NCBI's taxonomy places the organism in Eukaryota, Viridiplantae, Streptophyta, Magnoliopsida, Malvales, Dipterocarpaceae.